AACAAUCAAUAAAUUACACAAAACAAUUGUUGCUUUUUUGACAAUAUUAAAUUUAAAAUCUCAGAGCAGUUUCAGCUUUUCAGCUAGAGAUCUGUGAGAGCUUUUUACUCAAGCUAAAUUGGUUAAAUUUCAGCUGGGUAACAUGCUUAUCUUUAAACCUUUCUGUUUUUAAAUCCUGUGUGUCUGGUCCCUUCAUACUAAAGUGUAUUUUGCUUGUUUCUUCCCGUCGUCUUCAGUCUGAAGCCUUAUGUAGGUCAGGCUUGGCUUAAGCAGAUUUCCUGAACCUGCGUCAGCUUAAGCUGAAGGAAUUUUAAUAAACCCUCCCUUGUAGGCGUGGGCCUAAAUGAGACUAGCCUAGUUAAGCCUGAUCUUUUUCUGUUUGUGAAAAAGAGCUGAGCAGAGCUAGGGACUGCAUGGUGGUUUCAAAAACUGCCUCCUUAAUUCAGAGAUAACAAUGGUUGGGAAGGCCAGAUCUUCUAAUUUUACCUUAUCUGAAAAGCUUGAUUUGCUAAAACUUGUGAAGCCGUAUGUUAAAAUUCUUGAAGAACAUACCAAUAAGCAUUCAGUAAUAGUGGAAAAAAACAAAUGCUGGGAUAUCAUAGCCGAUAACUACAAUGCCAUCGGAGUAGAUCGUCCUCCUCGUACUGCACAGGGCCUGCGCACGCUGUACAAGAGGCUCAAAGAAUAUGCCAAACAGGAGCUAUUGCAGCAAAAGGAGACCCAUUCAGAUUAUAAAAGCAGCAUUUCUGAGCCAACCAAGAAAGUUGUGGAGAUGAUUCCACAGAUUUCCAGUGUGUGUUUAAGAGACAGGAGCAGUUUACAAAGCGCUAAUAUAGAUAAAGAAAUGGUUGCUGGUACCAGUUCCCCACAAGCAGUGUUGGAUCACCAUCCUGUCACAAUGGAGUUGGAACCAGAAGAGGAUGUCAAACCUCCUCCUUCCUUGGCUGUAGAUUCACAGCAGAGUGAGGACUUAGAACAAGGAGAAGAACACCAAUUGGUGCAUGUUAUGGAGAGAUCUCCUUCAACUUCACUGUCUUCUGUUGAUAUGAGAAUGAUGUUGUCUUCAUCUCCCAUCCCAAGAAGAGAUGAUUUUUUUAGGCUCGAGGUUGGAGAACGCUUUAGGCCAGCAUGUGGGUAUGAGCCACAGAUGUUGCAAAUGCUGAAAGAGGAGCAUCAGAUAAUCUUAGAAAAUCAAAGAAAAAUUGGGCUUUAUGUCCAAGAAAAGAGGGAUGGCUUGAAAAGAAAGCAGCAGUUGGAAGAGGAGCUACUGAAAGCAAAAAUCAAAGUAGAGAAGCUGAAGGCAAUAAGACUACGACGUGAUCUGCCAGAAUACAACAGUCUUUAAAUAUUUAUCAUCUCUGUCAUAUAAUCUGAGAUGUUUUAUUCUCUGAGAUACUUUAUAAUACAUUCUUUUUGCCUAGCAAAAUGAUUUUUUAUGUUAAUUUGGAUGGAUCAAAAUCUAGCCUUGAAAAAUGAAUGCAUGUUUUCCAUUUUGUUUAUGUACAUUAGCAAAAAUGUCAAAUGUCUUUCACAGGUUUGAGUCUUCUCAAUAUUUCUAGUCUGAAGUAUAACCAGAUGCUGUAGCUCUGUGUGUAAGAUAAAAAACUGCCUUUGGAAAUCUUCCACUGAUCUUUAUUAGAGCUGGAACAAGCUAAUGAAAAUUUAGACAGGUGUUCUUAAAGGUGUUGAUUUUAUGCUUUAUUCUUUUUUUAAAGCAAUUCUUAUCCUUUUUAAUAUUCUUUAUGAAGUUAUUUGAAGGUUAAUAAAUAUAUAUAGAGAGAAGAAAUAAA
Messenger RNA from Caretta caretta (loggerhead turtle), 1790 nucleotides. RefSeq names its product fibrinogen silencer binding protein (gene FSBP). Gene Ontology annotation, cellular component: nucleus. NCBI's taxonomy places the organism in Eukaryota, Metazoa, Chordata, Testudines, Cheloniidae. The record is from RefSeq and is a predicted model, not a curated record.